GUAAAUGUGCUACAAAGACACAGCAGACGGCGAGCCGUCAUAAAAAGCCUGUCACCGUUGUCCAUUUCUGUAGCGGCUCGCUCUCACGCCUCUUUCUUCCUGGUCCGGGCGCAACCCCCAGUAGACGCGUCCGGACCAGCCAUGGCACCGAAGCGGCGCCGAGACGAAGCUGAGAAGGCGGAGGAGGAGAAAGACCACACAACGUCGACCAAAUGCGGUCUAGCUGGACUUCUGUCUGAGAAGAUAGAAGCCGAUGGCGUGGCGGUCACGCGCGAGGAAAGCCUCGCUGCCGUUGACUUCUUGGUCGCGGCCCUCACCAGGCUGCGCUUUGAGGCGCUGUGCCUGCUAGGGCUGGUAGCGGUCCGCAUGUGCGAGGACGCACGGCGAGAAGGUCAAGGCCUGCAGCCGCACUGCGCAACGUGUCGCCGGCUUCGGAAGACGGAGCUGGUGGAGGACGACAUGUACGCGGCGAUCUGCGCUGUGUCGGUGUGUGACCUCACCGAGCAGGGCCGGAAAAGGGGCCGGCCGUCCAAGCGGGACCAGCAUCCUGAGGACGACCUGUUCCGGCACGUCUGCGAGGAGCACUUCCCGCGCGACGAGGAGGCCGCGGGUGCUCGCGUCAACAGGUCGGGCUUGACUCCCUUCCUGCCGCCGUUGUCGAAGGGCGUGUUUACCAACGUCAAGAACCACUACGCCGCAAACUUCGCAGCCUGGCUGGCGCGCAGCUUUCGCUGCCGCAUCGACGACGAGCUUCGCGAGCUCCGUACUCCAGCCACCAAAAAGCAGGAGAUGGCCAUCAAGCGGCUUGGGGGGCUGAAGGAGGGGCAGCGGCCCUGGUCGGUCAAAGUCUGCAACGACUGCUUGACGACCUGGAACCGCGACGUCUCCGCCGCCAACGUGAUCCGUGUGCUCCUCCUGCUGAAGCCGCCGGCGGCGGGGCCGGGCUGAGAGCCUGAACGGCGCUGGCAGGGCGUGGGGCUGAGGGUGCACGUGUCGAUUGGCGGCGAGUGACGUGACUAGUUUGUUAGCUGCGGGUUAGCACGGACUGUGCACCCCACCCAACUGAUGGUUUCCGCUCGAGCGCAGCGAGUUGUCGGAAACCAAGGUUUCCUGCGCUCGGAGUGUGCACAGUUGUGGGCCCCGAAGGGGCGUGGCGUGUGUGUGUUUGUUGUUUGGGGCCCAUGCGCGGCAUGGGCGGUGGGCCCGGUUAAGUAGCGGAGCGCUGUGUCGCGCUCGCUACUUUGCGAGUUUCGUUCUGUCAGUACUGACGCCGUCGUCCCUGGCUACGCUCUAUCUUUGCGUGGCUACACGGCGGUUCGGGCUCGCUUUGCCCGCGUAUGUUUUCUUUUUAUGCUUCUCUACUUCUCUGCUUCUCUGCGUUACCUUUUUUUAUAUUGCUCAUGGCAGUUAAAGUAUCCGUCAGAGCACUACAGCAAGUUGACAAGUUCAAAUCAGCAGCUCGUUCGCUGGCGCCUUCGGCCAACGCGGUCAAAGAGUUUGGUUCGCCAUCCGUAAUUCGUCUGCGACGAGGGAUUGCUUACGGGGUUUCCGCUGCAUCUGAUGCUUGCUGAGUGCCAGCCCUGAUGCUUGCUGCGUGCCAGCCCUGCAUGGUGUGCUUGACCACUAGUUUUCACUGCGUGCUAGACCGGCUUUUUUCACUCGAUGUGCCCUUGACGAUGAUGCUAUCAGGAUCCUUAUUGUUCGCCGAGUUCGCCUCGCUGUUCGCCGAGUUCGCCCGUGACCCCCCUCCACGGACCUCGCUGCGACUCCCCAACCCGCCUCGUCGUGCCGCCGAGUUUGAGAGUCUUUUCGCCUUCGCGGACAUCGCAGCGGUAAGCCAAUAGCUUUGGGCGUGGCUCAAGUGAUUGGCUGGCCUGGCCAAGCCGAACGUGAUACCCGGAUGACAACCAGCCACGCCCAGCUUGUCAGCCACAUAGUUCAGAGCUUCAUGAGAGUCCACUUGGUUAGUGUGGGGUUAUGUGUGUUGGGCUGGAUGGUUCUCGUGUGGUUCGUGCACGGCACGAUUGUGAACGCACUGGUGGUGCAUGUGCCCACCGGAGGGCUUAACAAGAAUCUUCGUGCACGGCCGCACGUUGUAGGUCAGUGUCUUGUACUUGGUGGGGUUGCAUGUGCUGGACUCGCCAGUCCGUUCGUAUGCUGCUGCCCACCGGAGGGCUGUACUCGGGUUGACUAUGCGCGGCACGACCGGCGGAUUAUUGCAUACUGAUCGCUUGUGCGAUAGGCCCACCGGAGGGCUUGGCUUGGUCGCGCGCGCGUAGUCGCGGCAUGUGUGACAUUGGCACACGCACGAGCAUCAUGCCUGCUGAGGGCUUGCGUGUGGGGUUGCGCGUGCUGAGCACGCUGAACGCUUCGUAUGCACACUGCUGCCCACCGGAGGGCUGUACUCGGGUUGACUAUGCGCGGUACGACCGCCGGAUUAUUGCAUACUGGUCGCUUGUGCGAUAGGCCCACCGGAGGGCUUGGCUUGGUCGCUCUCACGCGCGUAGGCGCGGCACAUGUGACAUUGGCACACGCACGAGUAUCUUGCCUGCUAAGGGACUUGCGUAUGGGGUUGCGCGUGCUGGGCACGCUGAACGCUUCGUAUGCACACUGCUGCCCACCGGAGGGCUGUACUCGGGUUGACCCGCUUUACUUGUGCGAUAUGCCCGCCGAAGGGUGUUAUUACACGGUCGUGCGUACAUAGAGGUGGCACGACAUUUACACACUCGUGUCACGCCCACUGAGGGACAUGUGUUACGUGGUAUGUGUAUCUGUUUUUGCAUGAACCGGGCACGCUGGUAACUUCAUAUUUGCGCGACUGCCCAUCGGAGGGCUGUGGUUGGUUGCAUUGCGCUCGGCACGAGCGCCGCCGUACUCACACGAUGUACAGUACGCUUGAAAGCUGGUACCCCCGGACUAUGUAUGCAAGGCAUAGUGGCUGCGACACUCUCGCGGGGCACACAUGCUGUGCAUUAUUGCCCGCCAGAGGGCUCCACGUGUAUUGAUGUUGCUCGCACGUUUUAUACGUCUAGUACGCCGGUAUGCGUUGGCGGCCAGCAAGUGCACUGUCUCAAGACAGUAUCCGCGCAGAAUGUAAUCGGAAGCCCGCAUAGGGUUUGCUUGAUGCGGCGCUUCGGUCGCGAACGACGCACCAAUGCCUUGUCCCUUCUUGCUACGCAUUUAUGUGGGCACGGGUGGGAACCACACACAUCGGGACUACGCUUUCCUGCCCCUUGCCAUGUUCCAUCACGGGCGCUUCGGUCGCGCGCUGAGGCCCACCAGACUGUUUGAUGUGAUGUGACUCCGCCGGCAGUGGUCGCUGUAUAUACAAAAGACUUUCAAGCACUAUGCCGGACUAUGCCGGACAUACCGCUCCUGCGUUGCUUGCCCGUCAGGUGGCGUGGUGACUGCAGACUCAUCAUGGGGCAUGUCAGUUGUGCGCCAAUGCUUGCCGGAGGGCUUCACGGUCUCCGCUUGGAUUAUUCUGGCAUGGCAUGCAUGAGCGAGCGCGCUCUCUUGACCGGACGCCGGACACGCACCGGAGGGCUUGCUUAUGUGGCUAGUGGCGGCGCGCCCACUCGACGCGCCAGUUGUGCGUGCGCUCAGGCCCGCCAUAUUGAUUGACUUCCCGUGACUGUAUGUGCGACUUUCGGACUUUGUGUCAGGCACGUGCGCGUGGCCUUGGACUCUAGGCCUGCCGGACAUACCGCUCCUGCGUCGCUUGCCCGUCAGGUGGCUAUGCUAGCAAUGCUCAUGCAUGACACGGUGGCUGCAGUACUCAUUAUAGGGCAGAUCAGUUGUGGCUAAUUCCCGCCGGAGGGCUUCGCGGUCUCCGCUUGGAUUACGGUAUGCCUGUACCGGUAUGGCAUAAGGGCGCAAUUCCCUUUUAAGCCGGACGCCCA
Messenger RNA from Chlamydomonas reinhardtii, 3902 nucleotides. RefSeq lists its product as uncharacterized. The record is from RefSeq and is a predicted model, not a curated record. The coding region runs from base 142 to 948 and encodes 268 amino acids. NCBI's taxonomy places the organism in Eukaryota, Viridiplantae, Chlorophyta, Chlorophyceae, Chlamydomonadales, Chlamydomonadaceae. The transcript has 4 exons.